UACACUACACUCACCUCAGCUCACUACUCACUACUCUCACUCUCCGUCAUGGCAACCAACGCCAACACCACCGCCGGUGAAUGCCUUACGGCCUUCUCCGACAACGGAACCGUGGAGAGCUCCCGUUACUUCCACGCCCGCCGGACAGUCCUGGAGAUGCUCCGCGACCGCGGCUACGACGUGCCGGACUCCGAGUUGACUCGCUCCCUUGCCGAGUUCCGCUCGCUCUAUGGCCGAAUUCCCAACGCCGAAACCCUCCGUAUCUCCGUCUCACUUCGCUCUGAUCCCUCCAAAAUGGUACUGGUUGUCUUUAUGGGACCCGUUGAUAUUAUUAAAAAACAAACUCUAAAGAGUAUACAUGACCAGAUUCCAGAUAAAGGAAAAUUGAAUGGACUGCUAGUUAUCGUGCAAAGCAAAAUGACCUCGUAUGCAAAAAGGGAACUGAUGGAAAGUUAUCCAUCUAAAGUUGAGAUUUUUGAGCCAAAGUAUGAGGUAUUGACAGCUGAUGAGAAGCAAGCACUGCUCAUGAAACACAACUUGGAAGAGAAGCAGCUGCCACUCAUGCUAAAAACUGAAGCCAUUGCUCGCUAUCAUGGAUGGGAGAAAGGACAAGUUGUGAAGAUCACUCACACUGGUGGCCUCAUUCAUUCUCUUGUCACUUAUCGCUGUGUGGUGUGAUGCAAAAUUAAAAUCACAAAUGCAAUGCAAAACUAAGUUCAUUGUUAAAUAGUAUUGCAUGUCACCUAAAUAUACAGGCACGCAAAAUUUGUUAUAGAGCAUUUUUUAAAAUAUCGUCAUCA
Messenger RNA from Arachis duranensis, 800 nucleotides. Its product is annotated as DNA-directed RNA polymerase V subunit 5C. Gene Ontology annotation, biological process: DNA-templated transcription. Lineage: Eukaryota; Viridiplantae; Streptophyta; Magnoliopsida; Fabales; Fabaceae. Gene Ontology annotation, molecular function: DNA binding; DNA-directed RNA polymerase activity. Bases 49 to 678 code for a protein of 209 amino acids. The transcript has 4 exons. The record is from RefSeq and is a predicted model, not a curated record.